CGUCGAAUGGAGGAGGAGGAGGAGGAGGCGAGUCCUAAACCGCAGCAGCGUGUUGUUGCGACGCUGCGUGGCACUGCUUGCUUAGGACUGCCUAUGAUUUGCGAACACCCCCCCCAACCACCCCCAACCACCACCACGCCACCAGCAGCACCUCCGACGCACAUGGCCGAACCCUGCCUCCGUCAGCGGGGCUGAGCUAGUUGCUACCAGCCGGCCGGAGCGGCGAGCUAAACUACCGUCAAACACCCAACCCACCCGCUUCAUCAACCGACCUCCCAUGGGUGUCGCUGCCGGGAACGUCCUGACUCGUCGUCCGGUGCGGCAAACCACCGCAGAGUCGCUCGGCACGGGCCACCGGAGAGAUCGUGUGUCGGCCGGGAAGCGGGACUUGAGGACGCGGCCGCUGAUGUGAUGCCAGAGUCGGGCAGUAAAACAAAGGUCCGAGUGUAAGGAAAAGCCUCCAGAUUGCGGUGCAGUGCGGCCUGACGCAUUUCGGCCAUCCCGCCAUGUUCCGGAACAGCUUGAAGAUGCUGCUCACGGGGGGCAAGGCCAACCGCAAGAGUCGCAGCAGUGAUGGCGGGAGCGAGGACCUGGCAGACCCCCGCUCGCCCUGUUUAGACCCUCACCUGAGCCACUUCGGCCAAGGUGGCAGCUUAGACGGCGACUGCGCCUUCGAGCCCGACUACUACAGCGCGUUACCGCCGCCUCCGCCGCUCUCCAUGGCCGAGGGCGUCCAGCAUAUUCGCAUCAUGGAGGGCGUGUCGCGCUCGCUGCCCUCGUCGCCGCUGCUCGGCCACCAGGCACUUGGAGUCCGGCUGCAGGCCGUCAAGAAGCUCACAGCCCCUCUGCGGAAAGCAAAGUUCGUGGAGAGCCCUCGCGUUCCGCAAUCGGAGCUCGGCUCCCCCGACCCAGCCUGGAAUUCCCACCUGGAUAGAUUGUGCCCAGGGGAGUCGAGCCAGGAGCUGGGCCCCCCUCCCACGGUGGAUGAGGCCGCCAACACAUUGAUGACGCGCCUGGGCUUCCUUCUGGGAGACAAAGCGAGCGAGGGGCCAGCCGGUCCCCACUACAGCAUGGAGGAGCCCGAGGCCAGACAGGGCCAGAACCAGCGCAUCAGCCCAUGCUCCACGCUGACCAGCAGCACCGCAUCACCCCCUGCGGGAAGCCCCUGCUCUACCUUGCCCACCGCCAUGUCGGGCCAGGCGGGCACAAGGGAGUGCGCCUACGGCUCGGUCACCAGCCCCACCUCCACACUGGAGAGCCGCGACAGCGGAAUCAUCGCCACGCUGACCAGCUACUCCGAGAACAUGGAGCGCUGCGGCAGCAAGCACGGCGGCGGCGGCGGCACAGAGGGCUCGCGCGGCAACCUGAAGCUGUGGCAGUCGCAGAAAUCAGGCAUGGACUCCUUCCUAUACCGCGUGGACGAGAACAUGACGGCGUCCACGUACAGCCUCAACAAGAUCCCUGAGCGCAGCCUGGAGAGCAUGUCCUCGCACUCGGCCCACUCCAUCCCCUUGUACCUCAUGCCCCGACCCAAUUCUGUGGCCGCCACCAGCUCGGCCCACCUGGAGGACCUGGCCUACCUUGACGAGCAGAGGCACACCCCCUUGCGCACCUCGCUGCGCAUGCCCAGACAGAGCACCACCUGCGGGCCUGGCCGCUCAGGGCAGGACCUCAGAGGUUCCGCAAACAACUCCCAUGCCUGGCAGUCGCAGUCACCAGUACGUUUUGCGCCGUACCGGCCCCAAGACAUCACCCUGAAACCGCUGCUUUUUGAAGUGCCGUCCAUCACGGUGGACUCCGUGUUCACUGGCCGCGAGUGGCUCUUCCGGGAGAUCGACGGUCACCUCAAUCAUCCCGGCAGCAGCCGAGGCGUGGUGGUCGUUGGCAACAUCGGCUUUGGCAAGACGGCCAUCGUCUCUCGCCUGGUGGCGCUCAGCUGCCAUGGCACGCGCAUGCGACAGAUCGCCUCUGACAGCCCGCAGGCCUCGCCUAAACAUGGCGAGGGGCUCCCUCUCAGCCAGCCACAGCCCACGCAUGGCACGCUGGGGGGAGGCAGCUGUCCUGGGACCCCUGAGAUGAGGCGGCGCCAGGAGGAGUCCAUGAGGAGACUUGCCUCUCAGGUGGUGGCAUACCAUUACUGCCAAGCGGACAAUGCCUACACUUGCCUGGUGCCCGAAUUUGUGCACAACGUGGCGGCGCUGCUGUGCCGCUCGCCUCACCUGGCGGCCUACCGGGAGCAGAUGUUGCGCGAGCCACACCUGCAGAGCGUGCUGAGCCUGCGCUCCUGCGUCCAGGACCCCUUGGCAUCCUUCAGGAGGGGCGUACUCGAACCCUUGGAUGCUCUCUACAAAGAGAGGAAGAUCAACUCAGAGGAGGACCUGAUCGUCCUCAUCGAUGGCCUGAACGAAGCCGAGUUCCACAAGCCCGACUACGGCGACACCAUUGUCUCCUUCCUCUGCAAGACCAUCCACAAGUUCCCCCCCUGGCUCAAGCUGGUCGUCACGGUGCGGACCACCUUGCAAGAGAUCACCAACCCGCUGCCGUUCCACCGCAUCUCGCUGGAUGGCCUCGAGGAGAACGACGCCAUCGAUCAGGACCUGCAGGGUUACAUCCUGCACCGCAUUCACAGUAGCCUGGAGAUCCAGAACAACAUCUCGCUCAACGGCAAGAUGGACAACACCACCUUCGGCAAACUCAGCGGACACCUCAAGGCCCUCAGUCAGGGCUCCUACCUGUACCUCAAGCUCACCUUUGACCUUAUUGAGAAGGGCUACCUGGUCCUCAAGAGCUCCAGCUACAAGGUGGUUCCGGUCAACCUGGCCGAGGUGUACCUGCUGCAGUGCAACAUGCGCUUCCCCACGCAGUCGUCGUUUGAGCGGGCGCUGCCUCUGCUCAACGUGGCUGUGGCCUCGCUGCACCCGCUCACCGACGAGCAAAUCUACCAAGCCAUCAACGCCGGCUCGCUGCAGGGUACGCUGGACUGGGAGGACUUCCAGCAGCGUGUGGACAACCUGUCCGUCUUCCUGGUGAAGAGGCGGGACGGCACCCGCAUGUUUGUCCACCCGUCCUUCCGGGAGUGGUUAAUAUGGCGCGAGGAAGGCGAGAAGACCAAGUUCCUGUGUGAUCCCAGGAGCGGCCACACCCUGCUGGCCUUCUGGUUCUCGAGGCAAGAGAACAAGCUGAACCGGCAGCAGACAAUCGAGCUGGGCCACCACAUCCUCAAAGCACAUAUCUUCAAGGGUCUCAGUAAGAAAGUGGGCGUGUCCUCGUCCAUCUUGCAAGGCCUAUGGGUGUCCUACAGCACGGAGGGCCUGUCGGCAGCUCUCUCGUCACUGAGGAACCUCUACACGCCCAACAUCAAGGUGAGUCGGUUGCUGAUGCUGGGCGGGGCCAACGUCAACUACCGUACGGAGGUGCUCAACAAUGCUCCCGUGCUGUGCGUCCACGCCCACCUGGGCUACAUGGACAUGGUGGCCCUGCUGCUGGAAUUCGGCGCCUAUACCGACGCACCCUCCGAGAGUGGCCUGACGCCUCUUGGCUAUGCCGCCGCCGGGGGUCACAUGGCCAUCGUGACGGCGUUGUGCCGCAUGAGAGCCAAGGUGGACCACCUGGACAGGAACGGGCAGUGCGCGCUGGUGCACGCCGCCCUCCGGGGCCACAUGGAGGUGGUAAAGUUCCUCAUCCAGUGCGACUGGAGCGGCGGGUCGGCGCAGCACUCGCCGCAGACCCAGCAGCAGGCCACCUUCACCAAAAGCCACGCCGUCCAGCAGGCCCUCGUCGCUGCCGCCAGUAUGGGCUACACCGAGAUUGUGUCCUACCUGCUGGACUUGCCGGAGAAAGACGAGGAGGAGGUGGAGCGGGCACAAAUCAACAACUUUGACUCGCUCUGGGGCGAGACAGCUCUGACGGCAGCCUCGGGUCGGGGCAAGCUGGAAGUGUGCCGCCUGCUGCUGGAGCAAGGUGCCGCUGUGGCCCAGUCCAAUCGGCGAGGCAUCGUGCCGCUGUUCAGCGCCGUCCGACAGGGCCACUGGCAGAUAGUGGACCUUCUCCUGACACACGGAACCGACGUCAACUUGGCGGACAAACAGGGCCGCACGCCGCUCAUGAUGGCCGCCUCGGAAGGACACUUGGGAACGGUGGAGUUUUUGCUCUCGCAAGGAGCUUCCCUUUCUCUGACGGACAAGGAGGGUCUGACGGCGCUCAGCUGGGGUUGUCUCAAGGGUCACCUGCCGGUGGUCCGAUGCCUGGUGGAAAGCGGAGCCGCCACCGACCACGCCGACAAAAACGGCCGAACGCCGCUCGACCUGGCCGCCUUCUACGGCGACUCUGAUGUGGUCCAGUUCUUGGUGGACCACGGCGCCAUGAUCGAGCACGUGGACUACAGCGGCAUGCGUCCUCUGGACCGGGCAGUGGGCUGCAGGAACACGUCGGUGGUGGUGGCCCUGCUGAAAAAAGGCGCCAAGAUAGGAUGUCAGACACUGCCCAGUCGGCCCCGAGGUCCGGCCACGUGGGCAAUGGCCACCUCCAAACCCGACAUCAUGAUCAUCCUGCUCAGCAAACUCAUCGAGGAGGGCGACGGCUUCUACAAGAAGGGGAAGGUGAAGGAGGCAGCACAACGCUACCAGUACGCACUCAAAAAGUUCCCGCGCGAAGGCUUCAGCGAGGACCUCAAGACGUUCAGGGAGCUCAAGGUUUCGCUCUUCCUCAACCUGUCCCGAUGUCGCAGGAAAAUGAACGACUUUGGGAUGGCUGAGGAAUUUGCUACCAAGGCCCUUGAACUGAAACCGAAAUCCUUCGAGGCCUACUAUGCCAGGGCCCGGGCUAAGCGUAGUAGCAGGCAGUUUCCCGAAGCCUUAGAGGACCUGAACGAAGCCAUGAAGCAGUGCCCCAACAACCGAGAGAUCCAGCGGCUGCUGCAACGCGUGGAGGAGGAGUGUCACCAGCUGAGCCAGGGGGAGCUCCAGCCUCCAGACCUGGAACUGGAGCCUCCCCCCUCCCCGCCUCCGACGCCUCCCCCAGAGGACGAAGAGUGCCUGUCCCUCCCCAUGCCUCUCCUGCCUCCCCCGGAGCCCCGUCUGGAGGACAUGGAGCCUGUCCAGGAUCUCUUUGAGGAUGAGGACUACCUCGAGCAGGAGCUUGAGGCCAUGUCCAUGGGUCUGCCCCCACCGGAUUCCCUCAGCAAUCCCUCCAGUCUCCCCAUCAUCCAGAGCCCUCCACUGUCCCCCACACACGCAGACCAGAUCUACCGACCUGGAGGUUCUCCGAUGGGGCAGCCUUAUGAGUACCACCCCACCUCCUCCUCCAUGUCCUCCCCUACCCAUGGGUCUUACCAGACCACACCGCCCUCCCUCUCCCCGACACAUCACAACUCUCACUAUCGACACAGCCCGCCGCACACCUCCCCGGUGCAACAGCCGUCCUACCGCUUCAGCCCGCCGCCCGUGGGCGGCGGCGGGCAGGGGAUGGACCGCCAGAGCCCGCCGCCGUCUCCUCUGCGCCGGGCUGCCCAGUACAGAGCCAGUCCGCCAGUGGACAGCGUUUGCCUGUACAGAUCUCAGUCGGGCUCGCCUGUGCGCUACCAGACAGAGCAGCACCCCGGUCGGCCCAAAUCACCCCUGUCCAAAAUGAGCAGCCAGCGCUCCUUCCAGCUCAGCUCUCAGCCCUCGCUGUCGUCCCAGCACCACCAAGCCCAAGGCCUUCGUCUGCAGCCCUCCAUCGCCCAAAUCGUGCGCACAAACCAGCCCGGCAGCGUGAUGGGCAACAGCGGCUACGGGGGGCAGAUGGGUCAUUCCAUCGGUAGCCGUUACCAGGGCGGUUCGGUGGAUAUGGACAGCCGACUGGUGUACCAGCCCUCGCUGGACGGGCGCUCUAUGUCGCAGGUGCAAGCCAGCCUCAGCUCUGGCGCCCUCUGUCAGCACGGCGGCCGAGGAGGGGUUAUGGAGUCGGGCCUGUUGAAAGACGAGCUACCCCAGCGCCCCUCCUCUGCCUACCGCGCCAGCAGCGGGGGUCCGGCGGGCAUCCGUUACAGUCAGACGCCUCAGAUCAGUCGCAGCCAGUCCGCCGCCUACUACCCGGUCUCUGAGCACGUGCUGGACCGAGCCAAUGCCGUGCCGCCUUGCCAGCUGGGCUCCCCCGAGGUCCCGCAUAUGGUGAGACGCCCCGUCAGUGCCAACACCACCGAGAUAAAGCCGCACGUGCCCACCCCGAGGCCACUCAUCCACUCGCAAAGCGUAGGCCUUCGUUUCUCCCCCUCCAGUAACAACAUCUCCACCGGCUCCAGCUCAAACCUGGCACCGGGCUUCAGGCCAUCCUCCUCCAUCCAGCAAAUGGAGAUCCCCUUACAGGCCACCUACGAGCGGCCUUGCGACGACAUGUCGCCCAUCUCUCCCUCGCAGGGUGGCGGGGGUCUGUAUCAGGGCGAGCCCACCCGCUCCCGUAACACCCCUUUCAUGGGCGUCAUAGACAAGACAGCGCGGACUCAGCAGUACCUGCACCAGCCCUCCCGGUCCCGCGCCAUGACGUCCAUGGACUCUGCAGUCAGCCCCACCUCGCCCGGCCAACUGGUCCAACAGGGGUCCACCUACAGCCCGCCCACCUCGCUGGGAAACAUUGCCUAUUACAACAAGACCAACAACGCGCAGAACGGCCACCUCCUGGAGGAGGACUACUACGCCCAGACACCGCCGCCCUCGCUGGGCAAGCUGGCCAACGGCUCGCGCGGCACCGGGGACAUCCUGGAGCGAGUCAGCCAAGUGCCCACCUACCCGGACGUGAAGGUGGCCAGGACUCUGCCUGUAGCGCAGGCCUACCAGGACAACAUGUACCGCCAACUCUCCCGAGAAUCCCGCACGCAAGGGCCCUCCUCACCCAUCAAACCAAAGAGACCGUUUGUGGAGUCCAACGUGUGACGGCUCGGAUCGCGACGCACAGAAACUCUUAGCAACAGGAAAAAAAAAAA
Messenger RNA from Hippocampus comes (tiger tail seahorse), 6958 nucleotides. It is a transcript of the gene tanc2b, whose product is annotated as tetratricopeptide repeat, ankyrin repeat and coiled-coil containing 2b. NCBI's taxonomy places the organism in Eukaryota, Metazoa, Chordata, Actinopteri, Syngnathiformes, Syngnathidae. Gene Ontology annotation, cellular component: dendritic spine. Gene Ontology annotation, biological process: regulation of dendritic spine morphogenesis. The coding region runs from base 507 to 6908 and encodes 2133 amino acids. Gene Ontology annotation, molecular function: protein binding. The record is from RefSeq and is a predicted model, not a curated record. The transcript is spliced from 30 exons.